AUGUGGCUGACAAUCUUUGAUCCAGACAUUGUGCAUGCAGAAGAUUCGCUUGAUCUUUCCAGUGCAAGGGUUUCUGAGCCUCAGGCUGAAUCAAAUGUAGAGAAAUCCAUUUCUUUGUCUGAAGAUUCUGCAGAUGUUCAAGAUGAUGUUCCUACUGUGAAGAAAUCAGUAGUCAAGCCUGUUUCUGCCAAAGCACCUCCGGAAACUUCUUCCAGGAAAGGGAAAGAACAUGUAAUCAUUGAUUCUGAUGGCGAUACUUCUGAUGAUGUUGAUGUGACUGUGAAAAAUAUAGCAAGCAGGUUGAGGAAGAAGAAACAAACAACGUCGGUCAAGUCAUCUACAAGGACUCCUAACGGUUCCAAAGCUGCUGGCUCUGUAAGGAAAAGAAAAGGAGAGCCAACCAGUAAAGGAAAAGGGUUGAGUGAUCCAAGCAAGAAGAGGAAGCAUGUCUCUGACAAUAAUGCUCAGAGAUGGAAGUUUGUCUCUCAUAGACGCAUUGCCAUAGAGAGGGAGUUGAGUGAGGAGGCCUUGGAAUUUAAGGAGAUCAUUGAUCUCCUUGGUAAAGCUGAGUUGAUGAAGACAGUCAAAGGCAUUGGAAGGUGUUAUGAGAAACUUGUGAGGGAAUUUACUGUCAACAUCCCCUCUAACUGUGAUGAUGAAGGUUCUGCAGAGUUCCAUAAGGUAUUCGUGAGGGGAAAGUGUGUGCAUUUUUCUCCAGCUGUGAUCAAUGAAUUUAUGGAAAGGUCUACAACAGCUGUGGUUGAGGGGGAGUCUGAUCUCAAUGAGAUUGCUAGUGUUAUCUCUGGCAAGCCAGUGAUGCAGUGGCCCAAAAAGGGUUUGUUACCUUCUGGGAAGUUAACUGCCAAAUUUGCUGUCUAUAGCAAGAUUGGUGCUGCAAAUUGGCUGGCAACAAAUCAUACUUCUAGCAUUACUCCACCUCUGGCCAAGUUAAUCUUCUGGAUAGGUACUAGAGCUAAGAUGGAUUUUGGACAGCAUGUAUUUGAGCAGACCUCCAAACAUGCUUGUUCCUAUGCUGUGAAAUUGCCAAUCAUGUUUCCUUGUCUCAUUACUGAGUUGAUUCUUCAGCAACAUCCUAGCAUCUUGCAGGCUGAUGAAGCUCCCAGUAAGAAAGGGCUGCCUCUGAAUUUUGACUAUAGACUAUUUGCUGGGACACAUGUCCCAGACAUUGUGAUGAAUGCUCCCAAGGAUGGUCCUGGUGCUAGUGGAACCAAGGGAGUGGCUGGUACUGGCAAAGAUGACAUCUUGGCCGAACUGAAGGAAAUUUCCAAGACUCUUCAAGCCACCAUUCAAGCUAGCAAGGUCAGAAAGCAUAAUGUGGAUCAGCUCAACAAAAUGCUUGAUGCAACAGUUGAUGAUGAGGUGAGUGAUCAUGCUGAUGAUAAGGAUGAAGAGGUAGCUGCUGAGGAUGCGGAUGCAGACUUUGAUGCGGAGGAUGAUGAUGAGGCUAUUUCAGAUGGUGACAAUGUGGAAGAGGAAGGAGGAGAUCCUACUGAUGCUGAUUCAACUUCUGAAAGCACUUCUAAGUAG
Messenger RNA from Lotus japonicus, 1548 nucleotides. RefSeq lists its product as uncharacterized. The record is from RefSeq and is a predicted model, not a curated record. The transcript has 2 exons. The coding region runs from base 1 to 1548 and encodes 515 amino acids. Lineage: Eukaryota; Viridiplantae; Streptophyta; Magnoliopsida; Fabales; Fabaceae.